Micropterus salmoides (largemouth bass) is the source of this 2403-nucleotide messenger RNA. RefSeq names its product serum response factor binding protein 1 (gene srfbp1). The record is from RefSeq and is a predicted model, not a curated record. The transcript is spliced from 3 exons. Gene Ontology annotation, biological process: maturation of SSU-rRNA. Bases 123 to 1799 code for a protein of 558 amino acids. Lineage: Eukaryota; Metazoa; Chordata; Actinopteri; Centrarchiformes; Centrarchidae. Gene Ontology annotation, cellular component: nucleus; 90S preribosome.
UCCCCUUGCUAACGGUUGACGUCAUGCCGCCAUCAGAGGCGUACGAAACAUGGCUGCUCCCUGCGAGUCCAGACCGAGACGUUUUUCCUCAAUUUUAAAUAUUUAAUAGUCACUUCUGAACGAUGAUGAAUACCACAGACAAGGUAGAGAAAAUGGUGCCAUCUGCUGAGGAAGAAGAGGAGGAGGAGGAGGAAGAAGGAGAAGAGGAAGAUGGAGAUGAUGAAGAACAGGAAGGUGGAGGUGAUGAGGAAAAGGAGGUAGAAGCAGAUAAAACUGGGGAAAAUAUUCAAUUGCCCGCUCAACCCAGUGAGAAAAAGCAGGCUGAGGGCCUGAACCUGAACAAUGAGGUGGUGAAGAUGAGGAAGGAGGUAAAGAGGUUGAGGGCGUUGAUCAUCAGGAAGCUGACCCGACAGAUUGGCGGCCUGAAGAAGAAGAAGGGGACAGAUACCGAAGUUGAGAGGAAUCAGAGGAGAGCUGCCAGACUGCUGGAGGAGAUCCACGCCAUGAAGGUCCUCGUACCAGACCUGGUGACAAAGACAGCCUUGCAAAAGAAUCUCAACUUUGAACAGGUGUGUAAAAACCCAAAGUCUACUAUUUCGGACCGGGCCGUAGCACGCAUCGCCACACACCCACAGUUCAACAAGAAGAUUGAGGACAUCAAAGCUGCUGUGAAAGCCUUUAAAGAAGAGCGGAUGAAGGGUGGAAAGCAGGGAGGGAAUGAAAAAGUGCAAAGUAAAGCUGGAAAGGUGACUCCACAGUCAUCAGGAAAAAAGAUAGAAAGAAUGAGUGAAGAGGAGGACAUAACAGUGGAGCAAGAGGAAAUAAUAGACAAUGAGGAAGGAGAUGGCAUCAUUAAAGAUACUAAAGAUGCAACUGUUGCCAAACCUGAAAAGGAGCCAAGGAAAGCAACUCCUUCAGCUGAUGAUAGUCAGAGGAAAGAAAUACCAGAGCCUAAGAAUGUAAGACCAGCAUCAAUAAAAAGUAGUGAAGUAAAGGACAUUGUGAAAAAUAAACCUCAAAGUAAAGAAGCAGAAAAGAAACCUGCUCUUAAGUCUGCACCUGAAGCGCUUCAGAAAAAGACAGAUGAGGAAGAGAGUGAUAUAGAGCCAUCUGAUGAUGAAGAAGAGAAAGAGUACUUUGAUGACAGCACAGAAGAACGUUUCCGCAAGCAGUCCUCUCAGUCUGAGGAGAGUGACGAUGACGACUUCUUUGUUGGAAAAGUGAGCAAAUACAAGAAGAAGAAGCAGAAAAGUGUAGAAGUUGAGAAGGGGCAUGAAGUGAAAGCGGACCCAGCAAACCAGCUCCAGAGUAGACUUGAUGAGCUUGAGUCCAGGCUUAAGUCUAAAGCGACCUCGCUUCAGUCUGUUUUUUGUUCUUCCCUCUCUGCGUCUAAGCCUGGUGGGGGCAGAGGUGCAGGCAGAGGGAGAGGUGGGGAUACAUUUAGGGGCCCAGGGAAACCAAAGGGUGGCAGCGGUCUAAAUAGAGAUUUUAGUAAACAAUCCAAGUUCAAAAAUCAGGACAAAGGAACAGAAAGAAAUCCCGAGUCAAAGUACAGCAGGCCCCGCCCUGAGGGCAGACAUCCUGAGUCGUCAGAGAAGGGCUCUGCCGGCCGAGGUAGAGGGCGAGGCAGAGGUGACGUUUUUAGGCAGAUUGAUCGCAGGGGUGGAGGUGCCUUUUCCUAUCAGGCACCACAGCAGGCACUGCAUCCAUCCUGGGAGGCCAGUAAGAAAAGGAAGGAGCAGCAAGGGCAAAUCCUGGCCUUCAAGGGGAAGAAGAUCAAGUUUGAAGAUGAUGACUGAAACUAUCUUUCUUUCUUUUUUAAUGCUGAAUACAUAUCUUUGGUUGAGUGUCUCACAUGCCAUAUUUGAAUAAGUUUUGUUAUCCGGCACACUAGUGAAGUGUAAAGGUUGUCACUUAUUCUGUAUCUCCAGUGUAAUUCAUUGACAGUGUUUUUUCAUCUUUAUGGCUAGCAAAAGACAAAAAGAUAUUUGUUUAAAGCAUCGUAAAUGCUUUUCAUAGGAAGGGUUUACCAGUUAACAGUUUGAGGAACAUGUAAUUUGUAUGAAUGCCAGUUAUGUGGGAAAUGUAACGGGGGGGGGGGGCUUGGGAAGUAAUAUUGUUAGGUUCUUAUGUUUUGACCUGUACACAAUUUCAUGCUUUGUCCAAAAUGGUAAUUAGGGCCCAGUUAUUGUAUAGUACAUAUUCUCUGAACUUGGUGUAUGGUGAUACACAUUAUCUGCAGUGAGAUCUUAAACCAAGUGACUUUUCCCUGUUUUUGUUACUUGUCUCUAACCAGCUAUGUUUAAACUAUAUAAAGUUUAUAUUAUAUUUACGGUUUUAAUGUACUUUGCUGUUGGAUCUUCAUGUCAAGAAAACUUCAUUAAAAGCAUUUUAAAAAUAUUA